AUGGCGCCCCUAGUCCCUGUCUUCCCGACAGAAGUCCUCCCCGAACGAGUCAACGUCGUGUACAAAGGAUGGAAGGAAAAGCGCCGAAAAGGCCCGCCGGUCGACCUGGAGAAAUGCGAGUUACGCGAAAUGCUACAGUACUCGUGUAAUCCACCGCAGGAGGGAGUCCCGUCGCCGGGUGUGGUGGUGUGUAAGCCUGUGCUGAGGCUGUUUCGGAGAUGCGCUGGUGGAUUAACAGUCGAGACGACAUCGUGGGAGAAGCUACAAGACGCACACAAAGAUGGGAAGAUCGCAUAA
This is a messenger RNA of Paecilomyces variotii, 297 nucleotides long. RefSeq lists its product as hypothetical. The coding region runs from base 1 to 297 and encodes 98 amino acids. The record is from RefSeq and is a predicted model, not a curated record. Gene Ontology annotation, cellular component: mitochondrial inner membrane peptidase complex. NCBI's taxonomy places the organism in Eukaryota, Fungi, Ascomycota, Eurotiomycetes, Eurotiales, Thermoascaceae. The transcript is spliced from 2 exons.